Messenger RNA from Pipistrellus nathusii (Nathusius's pipistrelle), 1098 nucleotides. The record is from the annotation of a GenBank genome assembly. Lineage: Eukaryota; Metazoa; Chordata; Mammalia; Chiroptera; Vespertilionidae.
AUGGCACUGGCGCUGUUGGAGGACUGGUGCCGGAUCAUGAGUGUGGAUGAGCAGAAAUCGCUGAUGGUGACGGGGAUCCCCGUGGGGUGUGAGGAGGCUGAGAUCCAGGAAGUUCUCCAGGACACCUUAAAGGCCCUGGGCAGGUACCGGCUGCUGGGCAAGAUAGUCAGGAAGCAGGAGAAUACCAGCGCGGUCUUGUUGGAGCUCCUGGGAGACGCUGAUGUCUCGGAGAUCCCCAGGGAGGUUCAGGGGAAGGGGGGCGUCUGGAAAGUGGUCUUUAAGACCCCUAACCAGGACGCGGAGUUUCUUGAGAGACUGCACCUCUUUCUAGAAAAGGAGGGGCAGACCGUCCAGGGGAUGUACCGAGCCCUCGGGCACGAGGGAGCAUCUCCAGGCGCCGCGCCCUGCCUGUCGCCGGAGCUGCUGGCCCAGGUGGUGGGGCAGGCGGUGGCCCAUGCCCCGCAGCCGCUGCUGCCCAUGCGGUACCGCAAGCUGCGGCUGUUCUCGGGCAACUCCGUGCCCGGCCCAGAGGAGGAUUCCUUUGAGGUCUGGCUGUCACAGGCUGAGGAGAUAGUCAGGGAGUGGCCGGUGAGCGAGUCCGAGAAGAAAAGGUGGCUGGCGGAGAGCCUGCGCGGCCCCGCCCUGGACUUCCUGCGCAUCUUGCAGGCGGACGACCCCUCCGUGAGCGUGCAGGAGAGCGUGGAGGCCUUCCAGCAGGUGUUCGGGAGCCUGGAGAGCCGCCGGGCCUCCCAGGUGAGGUACCUGAAGACCUACCAGGCGGAGGGCGAGAAGGUCUCGGCCUACGUGCUGCGGCUGGAGAUGCUGCUGCGCAGGGCGGUGGAGAAGCGCGCCAUCCCCAAGAACAUCGCCGACCACGUGCGCCUGGAGCAGGUGUUGGCCGGGGCCAGCCUCAGCGAGAGCCUGUGGUGCAGGCUCAGGGAGCUGAGGGACCAGGCGCAUUACCCCGGCUUCCUGGAGCUAAUGAGGGUGAUCCGGGAGGAGGAGGAGGAAGAGGCCGCUUAUGAAAACGAGAAGAACGACGAGCACGAUGACCCCGACGAUGAGUAUGGCCACUGGCACAAGGAGCCGAUUUACUGA